Messenger RNA from Bradysia coprophila, 943 nucleotides. RefSeq lists its product as uncharacterized. The record is from RefSeq and is a predicted model, not a curated record. Lineage: Eukaryota; Metazoa; Arthropoda; Insecta; Diptera; Sciaridae.
CAGAAUAUCAGACUCAUUCAAUAGGUAUAUACUGCAACAUGUGUUCAAUGUCGGUGGUUGCACAUUUUUCAAAAUUUACAUUUCUCUUGCUCAUCAGCGCUGCGCAAGCAUAUAAAGUGAACAUAACGAGAUUCGGGAAUUGUGACGAUGUAUCCAAUGUGCAGGUCAACUUAACCAGCGUCCAGUACGAUUACAAUGAUGAUGGACUCUGUGACACAAUACAUGGGAAAUACGAUGUGCACUCAUAUGACCCAAAUGUUCAUUAUGAAUUGUGGAUGACAACCUACCAAUGCUCACCUACGAGCAUGAAUCAGUGCAAUGAAAACGCGAGAAAAUAUGAGGUACACGCGAGUUGCGACGCGCUUCAUGAUGGUGAUAUUGGUCCCUGGACCAUGUUGACAAAAGCAAUGAGAGGGUCUAGGUGUGGUGACAAAGUGGGUGGAUUCGAACUGGUGUCAGCAAAAUUGGUACCUGAAUAUUUAGCUAAUUAUUUGGGCGAUGAUCCAGCUUUAACCCGUCAUCGCGUUCAAAUGCUCUUCCACAAAGCUGGUGACAAUAGAGUCGAUGAUCAUCCGAGGGGAUGUGUCAAUAUUGAGUUCAAUGUGAUCAAUUGGUAGAUCAGAUAGAUCGGUCGGCAAGUACAUUUUUGGUGAAACAUUUGGCCAUAAUUUCCUUAAUUUUCCCACAUUUUCUUUAAUUUUUUCGAAAAAUAUUUUCGUGGAAAUUUGAAAAAAUGUUGGAAACUUCUGGAAAAUUGAGAAAAAUACGGAAGAAUAUAUUCCCCAAAUUAUCGCUGUCGGCCGGUGAGAUAUAUCGGUUAUAUACCCAAAUUAUUACUUAUCAAUGCACCUUAAUGGUAUUGAUAAAUUAAAAAUUUAAGUGGAAGGCGUUUUUUUAAAGUUGAAAUCACGGUAGGAUGGGGUACAAAGGCUAAUAAAAAAUU